Messenger RNA from Mytilinidion resinicola, 789 nucleotides. RefSeq lists its product as uncharacterized. NCBI's taxonomy places the organism in Eukaryota, Fungi, Ascomycota, Dothideomycetes, Mytilinidiales, Mytilinidiaceae. Gene Ontology annotation, molecular function: 3'-5' exonuclease activity; nucleic acid binding. The record is from RefSeq and is a predicted model, not a curated record. The annotation marks the transcript as partial. Gene Ontology annotation, biological process: nucleobase-containing compound metabolic process. The transcript has a single exon.
GAGAUUAUCAACACCACGAAGCAAAUCGCUGAUUUGGCCGACUGGCUCAUCUUCCACCAUGCACCGUCAGUUCCGUACUCGUACUCGCCAACCAUGUACAUCGACCUUGAAGGCGUAGACCUCUGUCGGGAGGGCUCCCUUUCCAUCCUCACCCUUCUAAUAGACACGGGCAUCCCGACCGGGCGCGUCUACCUCAUCGAUGUGCACACGCUAGGCGCACAAACGUUCACCACCGCCGGUGCCGAGCGGAAGACGCUAAAGGAUAUCCUCCAGGACGACAAGAUCCCAAAGGUCUUCUUCGACGUGCGCAACGAUUCAGAUGCCCUGUUUGCGCAUUUCGGCGUGGCGUUGCAGGGGGUCGAGGACGUCCAGCUUAUGGAGAGUGCGACGAGGAAGACCACGCCGUCUAGGAGGUUUCUGAGCAGCCUGACGAAAUGUGUGGAGAACAACUUCCUCAUGUCCUUUGGUAACAGCGGCGUAAGCUGGAAGCUGGCUAAGGAGAAAGGCGAGCGAUUGUUCAAGGCCGAACAUGGCGGCUCGUAUGCCGUUUUCAACCAGCGCCCAAUCCCAGAGGAAAUAAUUUCUUACUGUGUCGGUGAUGUCCAGUGCCUUCCUGAGUUGCGGCAUAGGUUCUGUAGUCUGCGGGCCUAUCAGUGGCAAGAUCUAGUACGUGAAGAAUCUAAGAAGCGCGUCGUAGCGUCUCAGAGAUCGGACUACCAGCCCCACGGCCCAGACAUGGCGAUGGCUCCGUGGACCGAAGAACAGAACAUCAUCUUGGAUCAGUGGAAU